AGAUGGAGAGGGGGCGGCGAGCGCCUUCUUCUUCUGCAUGUGUGGCUCUGUGCAGUCCAGAGUAUUCAUGCCUGGUUACCCAUGAGUUUGCAUAUUUGCAUAUCCUGAACAUCCUGUCCUUCCAUGUUGAAUGACGACGAAAUAAUAAGAGCAAUCAGCUGCAGGCGGGCGUGCAGCUGCUGGAAAGCCAUUUUUAUUAUUAUUAUUUAAAAAAAAAUUUUAAGUGGAAAUGAAGCAUAAUCAUCAAGGUGCAUUUGGAGGCUAAUCUGCAAUCAUCUUUUGGCUGGGGGAACUAAUCUGCAUGGGUGAAAUAAAUCCCGUCUGUCAUCGCCUUUGCAUUCUGAACCUGGAUUGUUAAUAUACAUAGAGAAAGAGAGAGAGUGUGUGUAUGAAAGAGAGAUGGAGAGAGAGAGAGUAAGAGAGAGAGAGAGAGAGAGAGAGAACUAAGCUGAAACAGGGAGGAGAGAAAGAGAGGGGGAGUGAAUGAGGGAGAAUCAAGUCACCAGGACGGGCUCCACUGUUAACGCCGUCAAGGUUUGAGCGCGAGCACCAGGAGGCCACAUUUCGUGUGAAAUAAUGGAUGGGACAAAGCCGGCCAUGGAGUCCAACGCUGAGGAGACCCAGGACGAGGGGCAGGAGAGCAAAGGAUGCUUCGAGUGCUGCAUCAAGUGUCUGGGCGGGGUGCCCUACGCCUCGCUGGUGGCCACCAUCCUCUGCUUCUCGGGCGUGGCCCUGUUCUGCGGCUGCGGCCACGUGGCGCUGACCGGCACCCUGACCAUGCUGGAGAACCACUUCUCCAGGAUCACCAGUGACCACGCCACCCUCGCCGCUGUGAUCCAGAUCUUUCAGUACAUCAUCUAUGGCAUUGCCUCCUUCUUCUUCGUCUACGCCAUCCUCCUGCUGGGCGAGGGCUUCUACACCACCAGCGCCAUCAAGAAGGAGCUGCAGAGCGACUUUAAGACGACCAUCUGUGGACGCUGCAUCACUGCCUUCUUCAUGUUCCUGACCUACAUCUUCGCUCUGGUGUUUAUCGCCAUCUUCUGCUUCACGGCGAUCCCGGUUUUUCUCUUCUUUAACAUGUGGAACACCUGCGCCGCCAUGAGAUCUCCAGACUCCAACAUCACCUAUCCUGACUCCGUCUGUGUGGAUGUCAGGCAAUACGGCGUUAUUCCCUUGAACGCAACACCUGGGAAGGCUUGUGGAACCACACUGACAGAUAUUUGCAGCACCAGCGAGUUCUACCUGUCCUACCACCUCUACAUCGUGGCGUUGGCCGGCGCCGGAGCCACCGUCAUCGCUCUGAUCCACUAUCUGAUGAUUUUAGCGGCCAACUGGGCGUACCUGAAGACCGCCGCCUCCACGCACGACUACCAGGACAUCAAGACGAAGGACGACCAGGACCUGGAGGCCGAGGCGCGCUCCAAGGACGGCCAGAACUCCUCCUCCUACUCAUAAGGACAAAACGUCCUCUCUUGCCAUUGCUCAUCUUCUCCCCCGAAUUUUAAACCCAUCCCUCAACACCUAGCGCCCGCCACUCCCAAACUCUCCCCUUUCGCCCCCCGACAAAACAAAACCACUCUCGGUCAUGUUCGGCAGCCCAGUCUCCUGAUUCUCCAUCCUCUUCCGUUUACCCAGAAGCGCUUUCCGCUCCGAGGCGCCAGCGCGCUCUCACCACCGGUAGGGGAAGAGGCUGGAGGGUCAGGAGGAGAGCGGCCUGGCCCCGGACGCAGGCGGCUGCUUCAGAGCGGUGAAGGCUCGCCCCGUCGGGUGUCGAGCUCAGGUACGGUACCUUGGUUUUCGAAGCGCCUCCUCCUCCUCCUCUUCCUCCCUCCCUGUGCUUUUUGGGCGGCGGCUCGUGAACGUGGCCCGGCUGUGAUGGCCUCGCGCCCUGAGCCAGCACAGCCUCUCGACACAUAGCUCCUAACGACAACAAAUAAAAAAAUAAAGAAAAGAAAAAACAAUAAAAAUCGAAAAACAAUGUUCACUGUGUGUUUCAGCCACUGGGAAGCACCACAGCAACCAAGUUCCUCUGUUUUUUGGUGUUUUAUAUGCAUAUAUAUAUAUAUGAAUAUGAAUAUAUUGUGCGAAUGUGUGUGAAUGUUGUUCUUUUUUUUUAAAUACUCUGAAAAGUAUGCCAGGUAUUGUUAUGAUCUUUAUGAGUUUGGGCUCAUAGAUUCUUUUCUCCUUUUAGUUUUUCUAUCCCCACCACUUUGACUUUUUAUUGCUAUUGCUCUGAACAUUGUUGCACUAUUUAAAAACAAAUUAAAACGGGGGAGAGAAUAAAAUCCCCUGAGCGAAACAAACCCUUCCUUUCCCCCCUCCAGGACUAAAUACCUAAAAGAAUGAAAAACCGUGUAGUAUCUCAAGGAUUUCUGUGCAUUUGAAUAAGUAUAUUUAAGCGCUACUUUUCUUAUAGGAUCCAUUAACAGUUUAUCUGCUUCCACGUCCUGGAUUAAGAUGAAGUUUUCUUGCUGAGAGGUCAUAGAUAUGGAACCAGUCCUCUCAUCUGGCCGUGAAAGAAUCCAAGGAAGCUCACCAAAUGUCUCCUUUUAAGACCAUUUAAGUUUGAGGUUUUUUUUGUUGUUACAUUCAUCACCAGCUGAAAUAAAAGUCAAAGGCGGCGCCCUCCACAAUUACUGGAACAAGUGGCUAAAACGUCUACAUUUUUUCUUGUUACGAAGUAUGGUGGUGGCAGCAUCAUGCCAUGGGGAUAACGUUUUUUAUUUAGUUACUACUUUGGGUGAUUUCAGGACCAAUUUAGCUAAUGCAAAUAGGAGUCUUUGUCAAAUCACAUUUAUAUAUAUUGGUGUCCAAAGUGAGGGUCGUGGACCAUUUUAGACACUUUGUGUGAUUUUUUUGCGGUCCGCCAACAGAGAAGCAGACGGACAUUUGCUUUGUGGCACCGAAUUAUUAAACAUUAAAUGAAAAAUGUUAGACAAAGCAAAAAAAUAUUGAAUUUAUUUAUUUUUAUUUUUUUUUUUGCUAUUUGAAAUUAAUUUAAAAUUUAAUUUACAAACUUGUCUUUGUUUUAAGUUAGUUUUUGACUGCGCGGGAAAGAUGUCAGACACUUUAAAGCAAAGUUAAUUUGAAUUUUUUUUUUUCAUUAAUUUUAUUAGAAACGUUAGAGAUUAUUGUCGGGUCAAUGAUUUAGCAAUUUUAGUUUUACUUUUUUACAUCUACGCAGUGACUGAAUGGUGCUCAAAUGGACUUUUUCUAAUUUCCUGCAACGAAAGCGUUUUGUUUUUUUUAUUUCUUUACGACUUUAACAAGACUGUCUCUAAGUGUGGAGGGCGCUGCACAUCUAGGUUUAAAAAUAACAUUAAAAAAUAAAAA
Molecule: messenger RNA, 3333 nt
Organism: Gambusia affinis (western mosquitofish)
Lineage: Eukaryota; Metazoa; Chordata; Actinopteri; Cyprinodontiformes; Poeciliidae
Product: neuronal membrane glycoprotein M6-b-like
Exons: 7
Coding region: 577-1455 (292 amino acids)
Biological process (GO): central nervous system myelination; axon development
Cellular component (GO): myelin sheath; plasma membrane
Molecular function (GO): structural constituent of myelin sheath
Source: RefSeq, a predicted model, not a curated record